Cercocebus atys (sooty mangabey) is the source of this 3661-nucleotide messenger RNA. It is a transcript of the gene DSTYK, whose product is annotated as dual serine/threonine and tyrosine protein kinase. The transcript is spliced from 13 exons. Lineage: Eukaryota; Metazoa; Chordata; Mammalia; Primates; Cercopithecidae. Gene Ontology annotation, biological process: protein phosphorylation. The coding region runs from base 197 to 2992 and encodes 931 amino acids. Gene Ontology annotation, molecular function: ATP binding; protein kinase activity. The record is from RefSeq and is a predicted model, not a curated record.
AGAGAAAGGUUCCGAUAGCAGCGCACUGCGGGUUGGUUUGUUUGCAACGGCAGUGACGGAGGUUGAGAGCCUGGCUGACUGCAGGCGGGGGUGUCAAGAGGCGGAUUCCUCCUCCCGUCGGCACUGGGGGGCGGGGAGGAGGGAGGCCGGACCAGCGGCCGGGGACCGAGCCGCAAAGACAGAGCGGGCAGAGGCGAUGGAGGGCAACGGGGUGCCAUGGGGGAGCGAGCCCGUCUCGGGUCCCGGCCCCGGCCCUGGCGGCGGCGGAAUGAUCCGCGAGCUGUGCCGGGGCUUCGGCCGCUACCGCCGCUACCUGGGACGGCUGCGACAGAACCUGCGCGAGACCCAGAAGUUCUUCCGCGACAUUAAGUGCUCCCACAACCACACUUGUCCCUCCUCCCCCACGAGCGGCGGCGGGGCCGAGCGCGGCCCUGCGGGCGAUGUCGCCGAAACCGGGCUGCAGGCGGGCCAACUGAGCUGCAUUUCCUUCCCGCCUAAGGAAGAGAAGUACCUCCAGCAGAUUGUGGACUGCCUCCCUUGCAUAGUGAUCCUCGGCCAGGAUUGUAAUGUCAAGUGCCAGCUGUUGAACCUGCUGUUGGGGGUGCAGGUGCUUCCCACCACCAAGCUGGGCAGUGAGGAGAGCUGUAAGCUUCGGCGCCUCCGCUUCACCUAUGGAACUCAGACUCGGGUGAGCCUGGCGCUCCCUGGACAGUAUGAACUAGUGCACACGCUGGUGGCUCACCAGGGCAACUGGGAGACCAUCCCUGAGGAGGAUCUGGAGGUCCAAGAGAACAAUGAGGAUGCUGCUCAUGUUUUAGCGGAACUGGAGGUAACGAUGCACCAUGCUCUCUUACAGGAAGUGGACGUUGUGGUAGCACCAUGCCAAGGCCUCCGGCCCACAGUGGAUGUUCUGGGUGACUUGGUGAAUGAUUUCUUGCCUGUGAUAACCUAUGCACUCCACAAAGAUGAACUCUCUGAGAGGGAUGAGCAAGAGCUUCAGGAAAUCCGAAAGUAUUUCUCCUUUCCUGUAUUCUUUUUCAAAGUGCCGAAACUGGGCUCAGAGAUAACAGACUCCUCAACCAGGAGAACGGAGAGUGAAAGAUCACUGCUUUAUCGCCAGCUAAUUGACCUGGGCUAUCUGAGCAGCAGUCACUGGAACUGCGGGACUCCUGGCCAGGAUACUAAAGCUCAGAGCGUGUUGGUAGAACAGAGUGAAAAGCUGAGACACUUGAGCACAUUUUCUCACCAGGUGUUACAGACUCGCCUGGUGGACGCAGCCAAGGCCCUGAACUUGGUGCAUUGCCACUGCCUUGACAUCUUUAUUAACCAGGCAUUUGACAUGCAGCGGGACCUGCAGAUCACUCCCAAACGUCUGGAAUAUACUCGAAAAAAGGAGAAUGAGUUGUACGAAUCAUUGAUGAAUAUUGCCAACCGAAAGCAGGAGGAAAUGAAGGAUAUGAUUGUUGAGACACUUAAUACCAUGAAGGAGGAACUUCUGGAUGAUGCUGCUAACAUGGAGUUUAAAGAUGUCAUUGUCCCUGAGAAUGGAGAACCAGUGGGCACCAGAGAGAUCAAAUGCUGCAUCCGACAGAUCCAGGAACUCAUCAUCUCCCGACUAAAUCAGGCAGUGGCUAAUAAGCUGAUCAGCUCAGUGGAUUACCUGAGGGAGAGCUUCGUCGGAACCCUGGAACGAUGUCUGCAGAGCCUGGAGAAGUCUCAGGAUGUCUCAGUUCACAUCACCAGUAAUUAUCUCAAACAGAUCUUAAAUGCUGCCUAUCAUGUUGAAGUCACGUUUCACUCAGGGUCGUCAGUUACAAGGAUGCUGUGGGAGCAAAUCAAGCAGAUCAUCCAGCGCAUCACAUGGGUGAGCCCACCUGCCAUCACUCUGGAAUGGAAGAGGAAGGUGGCCCAGGAAGCCAUUGAGAGCCUCAGCGCCUCCAAAUUGGCCAAGAGCAUUUGCAGCCAAUUCCGGACUCGGCUCAAUAGUUCCCACGAGGCUUUUGCAGCCUCUUUGCGGCAGCUAGAAGCUGGCCACUCAGGCCGGUUAGAGAAAACUGAAGAUCUAUGGCUGAAGGUUCGGAAAGAUCAUGCCCCCCGCCUGGCCCGCCUUUCUCUGGAAAGCCGUUCUCUACAGGACGUCUUGCUUCAUCGUAAACCUAAACUGGGACAGGAACUGGGCCGGGGCCAGUAUGGUGUGGUGUACCUGUGUGACAACUGGGGAGGACACUUCCCUUGUGCCCUCAAAUCAGUUGUCCCUCCAGAUGAGAAGCACUGGAAUGAUCUGGCUUUGGAAUUUCACUACAUGAGGUCUCUGCCAAAGCAUGAGCGAUUGGUGGAUCUCCAUGGUUCAGUCAUUGACUACAACUAUGGUGGUGGCUCCAGCAUUGCUGUGCUCCUCAUUAUGGAGCGGCUACACCGUGAUCUCUACACAGGGCUGAAGGCUGGGCUGACCCUGGAGACACGUUUGCAGAUAGCACUAGACGUGGUGGAAGGAAUCCGCUUCCUGCACAGCCAGGGACUUGUCCAUCGUGAUAUCAAACUGAAAAAUGUGCUGCUGGAUAAGCAGAACCGUGCCAAGAUCACUGACUUAGGAUUCUGCAAGCCAGAGGCCAUGAUGUCAGGCAGCAUUGUGGGGACACCAAUCCAUAUGGCCCCUGAACUUUUCACAGGGAAGUACGAUAAUUCCGUGGAUGUCUACGCUUUUGGAAUUCUUUUCUGGUAUAUCUGCUCAGGCUCUGUCAAGCUCCCUGAGGCAUUUGAGAGGUGUGCUAGCAAAGACCAUCUCUGGAACAAUGUGCGGAGGGGGGCUCGCCCAGAACGUCUUCCUGUGUUUGAUGAGGAGUGCUGGCAGUUGAUGGAAGCCUGUUGGGAUGGUGACCCCUUGAAGAGGCCUCUCUUGGGCAUUGUUCAGCCCAUGCUCCAGGGCAUCAUGGAUCGGCUCUGCAAGUCUAAUUCUGAGCAGCCAAACAGAGGACUAGAUGAUUCUACUUGAAAGCAAAGACUUUUCUUUUUCACUCUCUAGUUCUUUCCUUCCCCCUCACCUUUUGGCCAUGGGGAGAAUUUGACAUUUAUUCACUAUAGGACACACUCCCAAGGGAACUGGUGCUUGCUGGGAAACUUGAAACCUUCCCAGGCAGGGAUGACUCCUGGACAGUGAAGAGUUGAAUGACUGAGCAUAUUCAGCAGCUCACUGAAGCGCCAAGCUAUUCCUUUAGCAAAAAAGUGUCUAAGAUGUGUAAAAGCUGAGGAAUGUGAUGUUCUGGCCUCACAAAUGAAAAAGAGGCAGAUGCUACCAUUGUCUAUUCACUGUAUAUGCUUCCAAGACAACCAGCAGGACACUGCAGUGGCAAUAGUGUUAAAAAGUCUCAUUCUCAUGAUUUUUGGCUCUAGCUAGGAAUAGUUUAGUCAGGACUCAGAAAAUUUGAACUUAGUUCUGGGAUUAUGAAAACAUGGGGACAAAAACAGUAACUUGUGGAUAUCUGGUUCCUGCUGUCUGCAGCCAGGGAUCUCAGGCUGCAAUGGUCAGAAGUCCCAGUGAGGGAGCUAGAAACAGAGCUAUCUGUUCCUCAUAGUGCCAGUGUGUUUACAUUUAUAGGACCACAUAUCCCUGGUUUCUGGGGGAGGGUUUCACUGUUACAUCACCAAAAGGCCCUGAAAAGAU